Messenger RNA from Cyclopterus lumpus (lumpfish), 1909 nucleotides. RefSeq lists its product as uncharacterized. Gene Ontology annotation, molecular function: sequence-specific DNA binding. Bases 161 to 817 code for a protein of 218 amino acids. The record is from RefSeq and is a predicted model, not a curated record. NCBI's taxonomy places the organism in Eukaryota, Metazoa, Chordata, Actinopteri, Perciformes, Cyclopteridae. The transcript is spliced from 2 exons.
AAAUCUCUCGGUAGAAGAAGAACACCGGAAGUCGCUCGCUAGCGUCGCGUCUUAACGACGCAGCUUUUUUUAAUGUAAAACUCGUAAAACUCGUUUUUCCGCUUCAGCCGCGAUUUAACGUUUCUUUUUAAACAUACUCCCGACGGUCUGCGCCUGCGCGAUGCCGUGGAGGUGCUGCGUGCCCGGCUGUCGGGGCUACGACGAGGCCCGGGCUGUGGGCGUGGUCUUCCACGGUUUGCCGACCAGGGACCCGCCGCGGUGCCGCGCGUGGCUGCGCGCGAUCCGGAACCCGCGCUUCGACGAGCGCACGCCCGCGUCCAGGUACGGCGGCGUGCGCGUGUGCAGCUUGCACUUCCGGCCCGAGGACUACGAGGAGGACUUCCGGGCCAAGAUCCUGAACGUGGCGCCCAGACCGGCGCUGAAGAGCGGCGCGGUGCCGUCGCUGUUCCCCGGGAGAGGGCGCGCGGAGCCGGCCGGGGAGGGCGCGCCGCCGGGGGCUCCGAAGAGGAGCCGCACGCAGGCGCCCGGCGGCGCUGCAGGAAGCUCCGCUCAGUCGUCGCCAGCAGCAGAAGAAGAAAGCUUCUGCAUCGUGGUGUCGGUCGACCCUCGUGACGACGAGUUCAACGCCACGACGUCCGACGAGGAGGACGGCGCCGUGGUCUCCGGCCGCAGCCUGAUGGAGCUGUUCCGGCGCUGUCAGACUUGCGGGCAGCCGAUGGCGGACGCGCAGCUCUUCCACGCCGGCGCUCGGGCGAGGGUGACGUGGAGCUGUCACAGGGGGCACGCCGGGGUGUGGGAGUCCUCCUCUCCCCCGUAAACGCCACCUUGCUGCUUUAAGAACUCAACAGGCUUUUAUUUUGAAAAGUCAGAAAGGAGCAGGAUGCAGGAAACAGAUCAGCUGUUUUUAUAUUAACCUCGUGGAGACUUCCUGCGGCGCAUCACGACGGACGCCACAAGGUCGGUUCAGUUUGAACCGAUAAAUUAUGAGAAAUUGAAUCAUUCAUUCUAAAUAUUCACAUUUAACUGUUUUGCUAAUUGAAAAUAGUACAGAACUUACAGGUUUACUGAUUCUCAUAAUGCUGCCCACCGAAUAUUUCAGAAUAAAAGCCCCAGCCAUAGAAAGAUGCUGGAGGGCCUUUUUAAAUCUUUUUUUUUUUUAAGUGUUGAGAACAAGUCACAUGAAACAAUUUCUGCUCGUUACGUUAAAACAGAAUUUUCAAAAUAAAAUUCUGUAGACACAGGAAACACUUGGGUUUAGACAGUCGAAUUAAUUAAGUCUUUUUACAUUUCUAUGUAAAUAUUUACCGUUUUGAAUUACAACUUAAGUUAUUCUUUUUCCACUUUUUAUUUCAUAUUUGCAGUUCACUGGAUAAAUAAAAUGUUGAUAUUAAUUGAGAAUAAUAAACACAAACAGGAAGUAGCUUCUUCUGUUUGACUGACGCGAUCAGUGCCUUUAUUUUGUAAAUACUCGUCUUCCUGCCACAUAACGACCAGCGUCGCGUGGACGUGAAACGUGAGGUAAUAAAUGUGCUAAGAGAAUGACGACCUCUUUGUUUUUAGGCUGAAACGUGAGCAGAACGUUUGACCUUCAGCACGAUCACGUGACCUUCAAAUAUGAACCAAUAAAAAACAAUGUUAAACAUUUAACUCGUUUGUGUAUAAAACGGUUAAUAUUUGACUCAUUUACAGGUUUGUUGAAAGGUAAUAAAGAAGUUUAUGAACUUGAGUAAAACUAAAAGGUUGUUUUAAUGUUUGGGUUGUGUUAUAUAAAAUGUGAAUCUAGUCGAUUUAAUUGAUCGCCAACCGUUUAGAAAAUCGAUUAAUAUUUGUUUCUGAUGUCAACAAUGAUCUGUGUUCUGACUUUAAGCCACGCUAGCUGUUUCCACCCGUUUGCAGUCUUUAUGCUAAG